Messenger RNA from Penicillium chermesinum, 1137 nucleotides. RefSeq lists its product as uncharacterized. The transcript is spliced from 2 exons. The record is from RefSeq and is a predicted model, not a curated record. Lineage: Eukaryota; Fungi; Ascomycota; Eurotiomycetes; Eurotiales; Aspergillaceae. The coding region runs from base 1 to 1137 and encodes 378 amino acids.
AUGGAAAGGACAAUCCGCGCGAGAGGACCAAUAAUGCAAAGCAACAAGACAAACCCUGGCAGCGAAAGGAGCGACAGGACACAGGAGAGAACCCGUAGGCAACGCUACAAGAAGAAAGCAGUGGCGUACAACCGCCAAGUCACAGACACAUUCUGUACACAAGCCAACCAACUGUCGGUCGAGGAAUUCAUUACUAAGGAGAUCGCUAGAUGGCGUGACAAGCCUAACCGCGGCAACUCUGAGAACGCCCUCCUAAGAUGCACAGAAAUGGUUUUUGUUGAGGGGAAAUACCAGUUACUCCCAGCCAUGCACAAGCUCUCAGACAAGCACGUAUAUAUGAUGACAAAAACCCUUUCCGCCAAGAUACGCUGCGUACGGCGCUGGACAGAGGAUUUUAAUGCAACUGGCGACAUCCAGGCCGAGCGUAUCCCGCUCGACCCCAGCCCUUUGUUUUACGUUUUCGGGGUCCUGUGUAUAGCCCUCUAUCGCGGCUAUUAUAUCCUGGCCGGCUCCCGAGGUCCCGAGCUCUAUAGCGUACUAGCAAAUGUUAAAAACAACGCAACAAUCAAAGCAGCGCAGAGGGAUUGGUUAUUAGGCCCGAUUCUAGCAUCAGAAGACUUCACCAGUGCCCAACGAAACCUGACACAGAUAUAUCAUGAUGAAACAGGUGAAAGGAUCACCACUAAGGUACAGGCACACGGCACAAUCGUAUCGACGGACGCGCUACUCCCAAACGAGCGGACCAGUCAAGCGUGUAAAGCACAUUUCGACCGAAUCAUCACAAGCGUAUUCGACCUCAGCCUUAUUAGCGGUAGCGACGGCAAGCCCUCUUUCGCACGUAUCAUUGAUCAUCCAGCUUUUACCAGGAAGACGCAUACGACCCAUCCCUUAGUAACCGAAACCCCCAAAGCUGACUACCAAUCCCAGGGGCAGGCGCUCGCUAUAGAGCUGCUCAGAGAGACAAACCCAGUACUGGAAGACCUAAUCAAUAAGCUCCAAACCGUCGCAGCCACCACCCCAGCGGCAGACUAUAAGGCACAGUUCCCAGCGCUUACGAAAAGUCUCGACCUUAUAACAGGCAUCCAAAAGGAUAUACAAGCCGUCGAUGAGCGUUACAGGGAUGCUUUAGCAACUUAG